CCCUCAGAGAAAUGUUCAAUUUAGAGCGAGGCCUGUUCUGCAUAAUUUCCUGGUUGGUGGACUGAGGAGUGAUUACAGCUGAUGUGAAUGCCUACCACUAUUUAAGGGAACCUAAAACAUUUCAGAGUUUCAGUCUACAAGAAAGAAGGUACAGUUUCUGCCAUUAGCAUCGGUGUUCUACUGAGGGAAUAAAAGAAGGAGUGGCAGAAAUGUGGAAUCAAACUGCAGGAAUACCACCGCAACAACAGCCACAAGGCUGCCCCAUUGCACCGGUUCCUGGGACAAACACAUAUCCCACUGGGCCGAACAUGCAGCCGUGCCCUACUCCGGGUUACCCUGGGUCUGUUCCUCACCCAUCUGUUGGUUACCCUGGCAACGCGCCAGGAGGGUGUCCAGGUGAAAGUGGGCACCACCCCCACGGGGGCCACCAUCAUGGGCACCCCCCAUGUGGACCCACGCCACCUGGGCAGCCAGGAAUGAUGUCCGGAGGCCCCGGUUGUCCAUCUCAGCGGCCUGGCGUCUGCUCUGGAAAAAAGAAGAAACACUGUAAAAAUAACUCUGGCCACCACUGUCACAAGCAAGGUCGAGAUUCAAGCAGUUCAGAUUCGGACUGAGGAACGGAUGGACGGUGCAACCUGGAAAGAAACGCUUUGGAGGUGAUCAAAACAUAAGAAAAUGAAAGCUCAAGAAUUGUAAUUAGCCCCGCUUCCCUUUCCCCUACUCCUAGCCUUUAGUCUGCACUGGCCUUUUCUAUUUCUGCAAAAUUAAUUUUUUUUAUAUAAAGGAAAAGGCAAUGAUUGUCAUGGAUAGUUGAAUUUUAAUAGCACACACCUGAAAAACAGAACAGGUUAUUUUGAUAAUAAUGAUAGCAUUUGUUAAGCGCUUACUAUGUGCCAAGCACCGUUCUAAGCGCUGAUCAUAGUACAUGGACUAAUUAUUAGUAUACUGCUGCAUUGUGCUUAUACACAAAAAUGGGUGGAUGGUUGGGAAAUGAUUAAAGUGUUUCAUGUUAUAUCUCGAUGGAUUCGUAGCUCAGUGAGAGACUGUCUGGUUCAUUAAAUUUGUCCCGAGUUUCAUCUUCAGGGAUGCAAAAGACUAAUCCUAGAUCUGCCGUGGUUCCCGGAGUAUCCCCAUGCCGGUGGCUUCCAUCCUAAGCCUCAAUUUCUUUGUUUGGAACAUGAAGAUAAUGAUAAUGAUAAUGAAGAUAAUAACUCUUAAAGCUUGUGUUAAAAGAAAAUAAAUAAAAACUAGGAUGAAGCACUUGU
Messenger RNA from Tachyglossus aculeatus (Australian echidna), 1265 nucleotides. Its product is annotated as proline, histidine and glycine-rich protein 1-like. The record is from RefSeq and is a predicted model, not a curated record. NCBI's taxonomy places the organism in Eukaryota, Metazoa, Chordata, Mammalia, Monotremata, Tachyglossidae. The coding region runs from base 210 to 614 and encodes 134 amino acids. The transcript has 4 exons.